Thermothelomyces thermophilus ATCC 42464 is the source of this 2884-nucleotide messenger RNA. RefSeq lists its product as uncharacterized. Bases 210 to 2723 code for a protein of 837 amino acids. The transcript has 3 exons. The record is from RefSeq and is a predicted model, not a curated record. NCBI's taxonomy places the organism in Eukaryota, Fungi, Ascomycota, Sordariomycetes, Sordariales, Chaetomiaceae. Gene Ontology annotation, molecular function: transcription coactivator activity; DNA binding; protein binding. Gene Ontology annotation, cellular component: MBF transcription complex; SBF transcription complex.
AUAGACGAAUCAUAUUCUACAUCCUCAAUACUAAUCUCUUCAAUUGGGAGCUUUUUUUGUCCGAAUUUCCAGCUAUAAUCUCUGGUCACCGCCUCAUCGUCCCCGAAACUCUGAAUCCGCAUCGCGCCCCCCGCCUUCUCCCAGGAGGCCGUCGAACGGCUCUCGCCUAGUAGUCUAAGGUGCGCUGCCAUCGGGCGAGUUUAUCAAGGAUGCAGCCAUCACCGAUGCGCGGCAGCUCUCAGCAGCAGCCGCAGCACUCGCAACCCUCUUCCCAACAAUCCUUCUCCAUGAGCCAGCCGUCCUCCCAAACGACAGGGUACCGGCAGUACGCCGACAUGCCCCAAAAGUCACAGACCGAACCAGAUAUGGGAAUCUAUUCGGCCGUCUAUUCUGGCGUCAAUGUUUACGAGAUGGAAGUUAAUAACGUCGCCGUCAUGCGACGCCAGGCCGACGGUUGGCUCAACGCGACUCAGAUCCUCAAAGUUGCUGGUGUGGAUAAGGGCCGACGUACUAAGAUUCUGGAGAAGGAGAUACAGACAGGGGAGCAUGAGAAGGUCCAAGGGGGUUACGGAAAAUACCAGGGUACCUGGAUCCCCUUUGAGCGUGGCUAUGAGGUCUGCCGCCAGUACGGCGUAGAAGAGAUGCUUAUGAAGCUCUUGACGCACAAGCGAGGUCAGGAGGGGGAAGGGGCCGAUGUGGACACGCCGACCAAGGAGCAAGCCAUGGCCGCCCAGAGGAAGCGCAUGUACAAUGCGAGUUCGCAGGAGUCGCGCACCAACGGUAUGUCUGGCACCUUCUUCAAGAACAUCUCGUCUACAGCAUCCCACGCGAUAAACGCCAUCAGCAAGGCUCGAUUCGACUCCCCAGGGCCUCGAAAUCGCAGUGGCCCGAGCCGCGCUCCUAGUUUCCACCGCCAGUCAUCCAUGCAAGACGCCAACGAUAUUCCGGCAAACUCGCAACAAAGCUUCGUGUCCGACUACGGUCAUGCCGAAUCCGCUUUUGGAUCGCAGACAACCCAAGCAGCACCCGGUGAAACCGAUCAGCCUCCUAGGAAACGGCAGAGGGUACUCACGCCAGCGAAUAGUUUUGGAGGCUUAACCCCAACGUACCCCCAGAUCGAUGGGUACGCGGCCAACUACCCGGGGUCACCCACAGAGCCAAACGAAUCGUUCAUCUAUUCCCAGGCUGGCAUCCACGUCGAGCAGGAGCCAAAUUAUGCCCCCGGGCCGCUCCGGCCUCUACCGCACGAAAUGUCUCCCGAAGCUGAAGCGAAACGAAGCAUGCUCAUGGGGCUCUUCAUGGAUCCAAAUGGCCCGGAUGAGGCGAAAAAGAACGUCCUUCGCAGCAUGACUCCCCAGGAGCUUGAUAUGCCCAUCGACAACCAGAGCCAUACGGCCUUGCACUGGGCUGCAACCUUGUCUCGGAUGCCUCUCUUGAGGGCACUCAUUGAGGCCGGCGCAAGCCCAUUCCGUGUCAAUAAGGCGGGUGAGACGGCAUUGAUGCGCGCCUGCAUCGUGACCAAUUCAAUGGACCACAACUCAUUCCCAGAGUUACUGGACGUCCUGGGCGUCACAAUCGACGUGCGGGACGAUAAGGGCAGGACUGUGUUGCACCACAUCGCCGUGACAAGCGCUGUGAAGGGCAGGAACUCUGCGAGCCGGUACUAUCUCGAGAGUUUGUUGGAGUGGGUUGUGCGGCAAGGCAGCGCUCCGAGCAGCCAAAACCCCCAAGGCAGUUUCAGCGCACCUGCAAAGAUGGGCAUUGGCCGUUUCAUGAGCGAGAUUGUCAACGCCCAGGACAAUAGCGGCGAUACAGCGUUGAACAUCGCCGCGCGGAUCGGCAACCGAAGUAUUGUGUCGCAGCUCCUGGAAGUAGGGGCGGACCCCAACAUUGCCAAUCGCGCAGGCCUGAGACCUGUGGACUUCGGCAUUGGAACAGAUGUUGAAGGCCACCGGAAUGGCGAAAUAUCGGAGCGGAAUGGGGGCUCGCAGGGUUCGAAUCAGAAAACCAGGGAAAAUAGCGACGAGGUGGUCAGCUCUAUCACUCACCUCAUCAGCGAGUCGUCUUCACUCUUCCAGAACGAGUUGAAGAAGAAGCAGGAGGCUAUCGAUGCUCUGCACAGCUCAUUACGAACCACGUCGGCUCAGGUCGGCGAGGCUCGCCGUACCUUGGAGUCCUUACAAGAAAAGCUCAAGGCUCAGCAGCUCGCGCGCCAAAAGGUGAUCAACCUCAAGCGUGCAUGCCAGGAAGAAGAGUACCAGCUGCUUCAACUGGAACAGCGCCACGGCCGUCUGGAUGUUGACGCUGCCAAUGCAUGGGAGAUGGAGCUCGAAUCGAUCCUGGAUAAUAUUGCCGCAGCCAGGGCACAGCAACAACAACAACAACAGCAGCAGCAGCAGCAGCAACCCAGUGACAAUGGGUCAUACCAGAAAGUAGUAGAAGAGCAAGUUGCGCGCUUGCCCAGGGCGGCUAUUAUACGUGCGCGGCUCAACGCGUUGCGUGACCGCUCGGCUCAGACUCGCCGGGCAGUGGAGGCGCUCCGGGCUCGGAGCAAAGACAGGGAGCUUAAAUACCGGCGGCUGGUGGCGCUGUGUACGCGCCGGCCCGAGAAUGAGGUGGACGGGCUGCUGGACACGCUGACGAGGGCAGUCGAGUCGGAGAAAGGGGAGUUGGAGAUCGCAAGGGUCAGGAGAUUUUUGGGCGGGGUGGAAGGGGUCGCCUGAAGCCCAGUUUCACUCUACUGGGCUGCUUGUCGAGUGCCAUUGGUGUUGUACAUAGCAAUUUGUUGUUUUUUACCCGGAAUUUGUGUGCUUUGCCCUGAAAGGGGGAUCAUUAACUUGAUAGCAUGCUGGUUGUCGCACGCAUCUUUCAUCAGGCGUGUUUU